Molecule: messenger RNA, 3699 nt
Organism: Fomitiporia mediterranea MF3/22
Lineage: Eukaryota; Fungi; Basidiomycota; Agaricomycetes; Hymenochaetales; Hymenochaetaceae
Product: JmjC-domain-containing protein
Exons: 5
Coding region: 33-3458 (1141 amino acids)
Biological process (GO): chromatin remodeling
Cellular component (GO): nucleus
Molecular function (GO): histone H3K36 demethylase activity; histone H3K9 demethylase activity
Source: RefSeq, a predicted model, not a curated record
UGGGUGGUCAGUAAAUUAUAUAAAUACCCGAAAUGUUCCGUCAAGUACUGCUAAUGAGUGUGGGAGAUGGUUACCAUAUUAAGACAAUGAUGAGCGGCCACGGACCAUCGCAUGGAACGACGACCGACGACCACUCUCUUACACUUUCACCAAUGACAACGACAAUGAGCGGCGACAGUACGCCGUCGUUGACUCCCUCGCCCUCCCUCUCGCCCUCUCCAACAAUUCCGGCUCAACCGGACCACUUCUACUCACAAGACGGCGAUGGCCAUCCAGCACCGUUCUCACCCGGCCACGCUUGGCUCAGUCCCGACAACGAUCCCCUCGCGACAAAGGGAAUUCCAGUCUUCAAGCCCACCAUGGAUGAAUUCCGGGACUUCGAGGCGUACAUGACGCGUGUAGAAUUCUGGGGCAUGCGCAGUGGCAUCGUCAAGAUUAUCCCCCCGAAGGAAUGGUCCGACGCACUGCCUUCUAUCCUGCCGCAGCUUGCUGACGUGCGCAUAAAGUCCCCAAUCGAGCAGCACAUGCUCGGGCGUGCGGGUAUAUUCCGUCAACAAAAUAUUGAGCGACGGAAAGCUGUCAGUGUACGCGAAUGGGCAGAAUUGUGUGCAAAGGAUGACUACCGAGCUCCUGCUGUGGACGAGGUCGGUCUUAAAUCUGCCGGGGCACAUGCGCCAUAUGUAAAGAGAAAAAAUAAGAAAAGAGAAACCACGAUAGUCAAAGAAGAGGAAAUGUCAACGAAAGACGAGUUUGAAGAUGAAGCGGGCACUGAUGACACUGUUUCGGUCCACGAGCUGCCUACACCUGCUCCCGGAGCCGACUCCGACUCCGAAAAUGAUGCCGAUGCAACUGCAGAAGCAGAGACCGAUGGUCACUCUACCUCGCGUCCUCCGGGUCGUCGAAAACGACAAUAUCCGACUCGAGCAGAGCGCGAAGCUACUCUUGCAAUGCGUGCUGAACUCGAUAAAGAAUUCCUCCAAACGUUCGACCCAAAGAUGGGUUGGCUUCCGCGAAAUACCUCCGCUUCUGACUAUACACCUUCGUUCUGUUCAACGCUUGAGCGACGAUAUUGGAGGAAUUGUGGGCUGGGCAAGCCUCCUUGGUAUGGUGCCGAUUCCGCGGGCUCACUAUUCACAGAUGAAACGACGUGCUGGAACGUCGGUUGUCUCCCAUCGACCCUUUCUCGCAUUCUUCCUAAGUCUUCGGCUGGAUUACCGGGUGUGAAUACGCCUUAUCUUUAUUUCGGAAUGUGGCGCGCGACAUUUGCUUGGCACGUUGAAGACAUGGAUCUCUUCUCUAUUAACUACAUUCAUUUCGGAGCCCCGAAGUUCUGGUACAGUGUACCACAAGGACGCGCGAUGCAACUCGAGAACACGUUGCGAAGCUUCUUUCCACGAGAUGGUGCGAAGUGUCGACAGUUCCUUAGACAUAAGUCGUUCCUAGCAAGUCCAACAUUACUUGCCCAGUCUGGAUGCAAGCCGAAUAUGCUUGUACAACAUGCUGGAGAGUUUGUCGUGACAUACCCUCGAGGAUAUCACGCCGGUUUCAAUCUCGGGUUCAACUGUGCGGAGAGUGUGAAUUUUGCGCUAGAGAGCUGGCUCGAUAUCGGGAGAAAGGCUCAGGCAUGUGGGUGUGUUGGCGACAGCGUGCGCAUCAACGUUGAUGAACUUCUGCGAGCUCAGGAAGAGGAGGCCGCCCUUGAAGCGUCUAAGCCUGCUCCAAAGCCUCGUCGAAAGAAACGCAAGUCUGAAGGCGAUGCUCAGCCGAGAGCAAAGAAGCAAAAGAUUUCUGAUGGUUCUGCGGAAGAUAUACCAUCGUCAUCGUCUAUCGCACCCAAACAUAAGAUUUUAUUAAAGGUACCAAAGGAACUCGGUCCUUUCCCGUGCUGCUUAUGUGUAUCACGCGAUACGGAUGGUCUACUGCGUGUACACGAUCUGCCAUCUUCGUGGUCAGGUUGCCAGAAUUUUAUGCCAAAAGAUGCGUCUGGGCAAGAGAUCUGGCGUGCACACGAGAAGUGCGCAAUGGCCAUCCCAGAGACAUGGGUCGACGACGAUACGGACGAUACAGGUCAAACGGAGAGGGUAGUUUUCGGUAUAGAUGUAAUUGUAAAGGACCGGUGGUCCUUGAAAUGCUCAUUGUGUCAGAAAUCACGUGCAAGACUACACGGAGCACCUAUUCAAUGCACAAAGGGCAAGUGUCCGAAGGCAUUCCAUAUCUCCUGUGCGCGUGAUGGAGGAGGUGAAAACCGUGUCCACUUUGCUGAGCUCCGUGAGAUCGAGAAGGAAGUCAUCUCAAAUGACAUUGUUCCUCCUGUCGAGCAACUCAGCGAGCUUAUGGAUAUACCUAAACCGACCUUGCAUGUUGAUGGAACCGACGCAGAACCACCCAUAUUCCCUACGCUUUCAUCAAACGUCGUGGUGGAUAGUCAGACUCUUGGUGCAACCCCACAACCCAACGUCAUCAAGACAAUCAAGAAGAUUGAGUAUGAACUAUUAUGUACCCAGCAUAAUCCAGUUGUAGUCGCGGCAAGACGCGCAAACAAACAAGACCGAGUUCGAAACGAACUGCUCGCUCUUCCUGUGAUGUCCCGGAUAAAACUACGCGUCUCUGCUGGUGUCUUCGAGGUGUCUCUUCUGUCUGUGAAUGAAGAGCGGAAUACUAUCGAAGUUAUCUGGGAUGACGGCAUCCGGCGCGAGUUUAAGUGGAGUAGUCUCGUUUGGGGUAAAACUGACCAGAUGGUCGGUCAUAAGCCCACCGUUGCCGCACCUGAGCAACCAAAUUUCCCUAAGCUGAACGUCCGUUUCACUCCCUCUUACGCAACCGCCUCCUCGUUGAGCUCUUAUACUGGACAACCACCGCCAACCCAUCCAGCUAACUUUGCAGGUCCAAGUAACCCCAGCCAAACCCCUCCAUAUUCCACCUUUACAACAACUCAUAGCGGCGACGGCCGGUUUGGAUAUAGUGAACGGCCGAAUUCAUAUAUGGCGUUUCCGAGCGGUGGCGGCCAGGCAUCUUCGGUUUCCCCGGGUCAAUCUACCUACCCGUACUACGGUUAUUCUACAGGCUUUCAAUCAGGAGCGGCGUCUAUGGCUUGGCAUCCUCAAUUCUCUUCAGCGUUCCAUGAGACUGUUGCUUCUACUGUUGCUUCUCUACCAGCAAGGUCUGGGUUAGGCAAUGUCAGUGGACCUUCUGCAGGAAGGGAUCCUAUGGCAACUUCCGUGUCCCCUGUCCCAGCGAUGAAUAGUCUGAUCAACGCAGAGCACCCAGUAUCAGUUAAAACUGUUACUGCGAGUGAGAGUGGGAACGGACAACCACCAGAAGUGAUCGCGGCUGUCGAGGAGAUACAAAAGCUUUCCUCUUUGGAGCCUGAUAGGUUACAAGCGGUCUUAAGCUCUCGACCUGCGCUGCUUGAAGCAGUCAAGAUGCUCGUCGCACAACAGGCAGAGGCUGCUGCUUAGCCAGCGCGUGCGAGCACAGAGUUGCAAAACCCUUGACUUGACUUUGGUUGUACCAACAUCGUCCGGAUUUUUCCCUUUUGUGAACAUUAUUAAAACAAUAUACACGUCCUCCCUCCGUUGUUGUUAUGCAUCCGACUUCCGAUUCGAUUCAUCAACGACAUCCGUUUUCCGUUUUUAUAUUCUUAUUAUAAACGUGUCUGUUACGUUCUGCUUAUUCAUUUUGAUCCAACUCCAUUCUUCC